CGGGUCCCUCCGCAGCCCGCUGCCGGGUUACCGGCGCUCACCGGCCGCUGCCGCGCCUCCAUCCCGCGCUGGUUUUUCAACGCCUCCUCCGGGAGCUGCGAGCGUUUCGUGUUCGGCGGCUGCGGCGGCAACGGGAACAACUUCGGCAGCGAGCGGGAGUGCCGGGCCAGCUGCGGGCCGGCCCCGGGGCCCGCUCCCUCCAGCCCCGCCGCCACCAACGCCACCUUUGCAGAUGAUCCCGGCACGGAAUUCCGGAGAUUCUUCUCAUCCAAAGGGGCGCUUUUGGGGGGGCUGCUGGCCGCGGGGGGCCGCGCUGGCCUCGGGGCUCAGCCUCGGGCUCCGCCGCUGCCGGAGGAAGCCGCGACCACCGGGAGCCGGAGCCGCGAGCCACGAGGACCGCGAGUGCCUCAUGAAGGACCCCUACCCCGCCUGAGACCCCCCAAAAACACCCCCCGACCCCCCCCCCCAGAAUGAUCCGUGCUCUGCCCCCUCCCCCCGGUGAUUUUUAUUGAUUUUUGUAGGAAAAAAAAAAAAGGGAAUUUGGGGGAGGGCGAGCAGGAAUCCCCACCCCCAAAAAACCCCAAAAGCCCCCCCAAAAAACCCCGAAAGUCCCCAAAAAACCCCAAAAGGUCCCCAAAAAACCUCAAAAGCCCCCCAAAACCCCCCAAAAGCUCCCAAAAAGAGGCCCCAAAUUUGGGGGAGGGUGAGUGGGAAUCCCCACCCCCAAAAACCCCAAAAGCCCCCCCAAAAAACCCCAAAAGUCCCCCAAAAACCUCAAAAGCCCCCCAAAACCCCCAAAAGCUCCCCAAAAGAGGCCCCAAAUUUGGGGGAGGGCGAGUGGGAAUCCCCGACUCCCAAAAACCCCAAAAACGGCCCCAAAUUUGGGGGAGGGCGAGUGGAAUCCCCACCCCCCAAAAAACCCCAAAAAUGGCCCCAAAUCUGGGGGAGGGCGAGUGGGAAUCCGCACCCCCAAAAACCCCAAAAGUCCCUCAAAAAAACCC
Messenger RNA from Corvus hawaiiensis (hawaiian crow), 1001 nucleotides. Its product is annotated as papilin-like. The annotation marks the transcript as partial. Lineage: Eukaryota; Metazoa; Chordata; Aves; Passeriformes; Corvidae. Gene Ontology annotation, molecular function: serine-type endopeptidase inhibitor activity. The record is from RefSeq and is a predicted model, not a curated record. The transcript has 4 exons.